Nothobranchius furzeri (turquoise killifish) is the source of this 1223-nucleotide messenger RNA. It is a transcript of the gene tstd3, whose product is annotated as thiosulfate sulfurtransferase like domain containing 3. Gene Ontology annotation, molecular function: thiosulfate-cyanide sulfurtransferase activity. The record is from RefSeq and is a predicted model, not a curated record. Lineage: Eukaryota; Metazoa; Chordata; Actinopteri; Cyprinodontiformes; Nothobranchiidae.
GCAGACAGGGUUUUUUCUUUAGCAAGUAAGUUGUAGCCUGGUUGUAGCACUCGUGUGCAAUCACCUGUCAACAGAAGGUGUCAUCUUGAUUAAUCUUGAUCACACAUGGCACUCAGAAGGUGCUGGAGGUUUUCCGGUCUCGUCCCACGACUUUUGUGGCGCAGUCCUAUCCCACCCGGGUCUUCCAUAGGAGGGAGAAGCACUUCCGUGCCUAGCUUUGCCAACACUUACCGAUGUUAUAAAAGCACAGGCGUCCGCUGGUUCGGGUCACAACUGUCACACACAGAUGUGAGUUAUGAGCAGCUGAAGCAGCUCCUGGAUGGACAGAAAACUGUAGUCAUUGAUGUCAGGGAGCCAUGGGAGCUCAGGGAGUAUGGCUUCAUCCCUGGAUCAAUUAAUGUGCCCUUGGGACAUGUGAUCACUGCUCUACAGCUGGAUCCAGAUGAGUUCAGAGAAAAAUAUGAUGCUGAACUGCCCCAGCAGACAGAUAACAUUGUGUUUAUUUGCCUGGCUGGGGUCAGGAGCAAAAGUGCCCUCAUCACUGCUGCCUCGUUAGGAUAUAAACAAGUUCAGCAUUAUCCUGGUGGAUGGCAGGAGUGGGUGGAACGUGAAACACAUCAGUGAUUUGGGGAUUUUGAGCCACAUAGAAGAUAAAUCAGAGCAAAGUCUCUGCAAACGAGCUUCCAAGACAGUCUAGCAAUAAUAAACCUCUGGAACUGUGUGGUUAAUCACAAGUAGGUUCAGAGAUCCUGUGUGCCGGGUUUGUUACAGCAACUUUUGUUUUUCCUCAUUAUGUUUUGAAGUUGCACCUUAAAAAACUGUAACAGAAUGUUUGUGACUUUCACUUUAAAUGAUUGUUUCUGGUUUGCAACAUUUACUCUAUUUAUUAUAGUCGUGUGCAUCUGCUUCACAACCUGCGAGCAACACUGCUCAUAACAGUUCAUUCAGUCGAAACCAGCUGAGAGGAACAACGGGACCCAGCACUUAAGCACGAGAAGCCCCACUCGCCAGAAGAAAAAAAUGUUUCACUUCAUUUAGAGCAAUGCAAUGGUCAAAUUCUUAUUUCAGACAUCGACAUCAUCAAAAACACAAUUACUAUCAGCUCUCCUAUUUUGUCAUUGCCUUCCAAAGGGUAAAUUCAUGUGGUGGUGGGGGCUCGUGUAUCUCCAGCGGUCAAUGGGCAAUCAGCCUACAUUUAUUUCAAAAUAAAAUUAUUUAUAUUA